AUGUCCCUUCUACGGGAAGCAGAGAGAUGCCUCAUUAACCAGAAAACCUUUGCUGGCCUCAAUGCCUUUAUCACCCCGCUACAGCGAGUUGGAUCUUGGGUUGACCGUGUGAAAGAUGCGGACGCUCGGCGGAAGAGAGGAGAAUCCAAAUCACCGCUAGACGGGAAACUCGUCGCCGUGAAGGACAAUAUAUGCACCCGCGAUGCUCCAACGACUUGCGGAUCCAGGAUGCUGGAAAACUUCACCAGCCCAUUCAAUGCCACAGUGGUGAAGCUGUUAGAGGAAUCCGGGGCUAUCAUGGCUGGGAAAACAAAUUUAGAUGAGUUUGGAAUGGGGUCUCAUUCUACGUACUCGCAUUUUGGUCUGGUAAAGGGGGCUUCUGCAGGAACUCAAGAUCAUAGCUCCGUAGGCGGAAGCUCUGGAGGGAGCGCGAUUGCUGUCUCGACAGAACAAUGUUAUGCCGCUUUGGGAACGGAUACCGGUGGCUCCGUCCGUCUUCCAGCAGCAUAUACAGGGACAGUUGGUUUCAAACCCUCGUAUGGUUUGAUAUCGAGAUGGGGAGUAGUGGCGUAUGCCAAUUCUCUCGAUACAGUAGGGGUGAUUGGGCAAAAGAUCUCUACCAUUCGCGAGGUGUUCGGGGUGUUGAAUCACUAUGAUCAGCAGGAUCCAACCAGCAUCUCGCAGGCUACCCGUGCUUAUAUUGACGAAGCAACCGGAAUCGCGACGAAAACUCGACGCGCAAAAUUACACAUCGGCGUUCCUCAAGAGUAUAAUAUUCAAGAAUUAAGCCCUCUUGUCCGCGAAGCGUGGCAAAGGUCCCUUCAAUAUCUUCAAAGCCAGGGUCAUACCAUUCGACCAGUUUCUCUUCCGGCUACAAAACAAGCAUUAUCCGCAUAUUACGUGCUUGCGCCGGCUGAGGCAUCCUCUAACCUUGCUAAGUACGAUGGAGUGCGUUAUGGUACGCGUAGUCCUGAUACCGCAGAUAACGCAGGCGGGUAUCUCUACGCAAACACUCGCGGCCUAGGAUUUGGACCUGAAGUCAAACGUCGCAUUGUUCUCGGUGCGUUUUCCCUCAGCGCCGAAGCGAUGGAUAACUACUUUAUCCAAGCCCAAAAGAUCCGCCGAUUAGUGCAAUCAGACUUCAAUGCCGUAUUUGACCUUCACAACCCGUUACUCCAAAUGGAACCCUUAGGUCAGGCCAAAGGCCUGAAAACCGAGCAAGCCAAGCAGGAGAAGGUGGAUGUGCUUGUUUGUCCCACGGCCCCUUCUUCCCCGCCUUCGUUGCGCUCAUUGGAGAACCUUGCUCCCAUUGAAGCCUAUACAAAUGAUGUUUUUACUGUUCCAGCGAGCUUAGCAGGCCUUCCGGCUUUGAGUGUCCCCAUCUCCGCCGGGAAUGCGAUGUGUGAACCCGGUGAACCCGGCGCUGGUCCUGUGGGGAUACAAAUUAUUGGGCAGUAUGGGGAUGACCAGCUAGUUCUCGAUGUCGGGGGAAUACUGGAGCAGAUGAAUGUAUGA
This is a messenger RNA of Uncinocarpus reesii 1704, 1515 nucleotides long. RefSeq lists its product as uncharacterized. Gene Ontology annotation, molecular function: glutaminyl-tRNA synthase (glutamine-hydrolyzing) activity. The coding region runs from base 1 to 1515 and encodes 504 amino acids. The transcript has 5 exons. The record is from RefSeq and is a predicted model, not a curated record. Gene Ontology annotation, cellular component: glutamyl-tRNA(Gln) amidotransferase complex; mitochondrion. Lineage: Eukaryota; Fungi; Ascomycota; Eurotiomycetes; Onygenales; Onygenaceae. Gene Ontology annotation, biological process: glutaminyl-tRNAGln biosynthesis via transamidation; mitochondrial translation.